CCUUAGGCAGGGUGUGCGGUGCCCUUGGCAGUCUGAAUCGGGGCUUCUCUUUGGGCCCUAUCGUCGCUACGGGGGCAGUGGAGGCAGAGAGGCAUCUAGUCUUGCUGGCUCAUCAAGCCUGAUAAGCAUGAAGCUGCUGUGUCUGGUGGCUGCGGUGGGGUGCUUGUUGGUACCCCCAGCUCAAGCCAACAAGAGCUCUGAAGAUAUCCGGUGCAAAUGUAUCUGUCCACCGUAUAGAAACAUCAGUGGGCACAUUUAUAACCAGAAUGUGUCUCAGAAGGACUGCAACUGCCUGCAUGUGGUGGAGCCCAUGCCGGUGCCUGGCCACGAUGUGGAAGCCUACUGCCUGCUCUGCGAGUGCAGGUACGAGGAACGGAGCACCACCACCAUCAAGGUCAUCAUUGUCAUCUACCUGUCUGUGGUGGGGGCGCUCUUACUCUACAUGGCCUUCCUGAUGCUGGUGGACCCCUUGAUUCGAAAGCCAGAUGCUUACACUGAGCAGCUGCACAAUGAAGAGGAAAAUGAGGAUGCACGCUCCAUGGCAGCAGCAGCUGCGUCCAUUGCAGGACCCCGAGCAAACACUGUCCUGGAGCGAGUGGAAGGCGCUCAGCAGCGAUGGAAGCUGCAGGUGCAGGAGCAGAGGAAGACAGUCUUCGACCGGCACAAGAUGCUCAGUUAGAUGACCAGCAUGUUUGUAUCAGGGAGCCAGGUCAUGGCUGCCAGCUUCUGGGGCUGGACAGAGCAAGUGACCAGUUCCCUUCUUUCAUUCCACUCUCCCUGGGUCUUCCCUUCAAAAGCCCCUGGCAUCUGUCCUUCUCCCUCUCCAGCAGUACAUUUGACUGUUAUGACUAGGGAGUGUGGCUGGGUCUCUGGUUUCUAGUAUCUCUCCAGGUCUCUGGGGUGGAGAGGUGGGAAGGCAAGGCAGAAGGAACAGAGACGUAUGACAUCACAAUUCUGGGUAGAAUUCAUCUCUCCUUGUUCUGUCUUCUCCAUUCCUCCCAGCUCCUCAUCUCGGGGAAUCUUUCUGCCCUUUGGGAGAUAGAACUGUGUCAUUAAGAACUCUGCAUACCCAGGGUGCUGUGGUCCUCAUUCCCACUUCCUCCGGUGCCAGUACUUUAGCUCCUACCUGGCCUGGACCCAGCCUCAGGAACUGUUCUGGUGCCACUGAGAACCCACCUGGAAGCCUCCUUCCCUCUCCUUGGCUCCUGGUCCACCAAUGCAUGGCAGUGCCCAGGCAUGCCAGCAUACUCAGCGACUGUCACCUUCCUCACGUCUCAGGAGGCCAUGCAGCCUCCCAUCUCUUCCCAGUGACUGCGGCUGCUGAGCCAUCAAGUUGAACCACAUGACAGGGAGCUGAGCAGAAGGGGACUGGAAUAUCAUGGCUCCUGUCCUGGGAUGGCCUCUUGUCUCUGGAUUUCAUUGUACCAUGCAUGGAGAGAAACGUUUGUCUUUCUGUUGUCUAUAAAUCAAGGAAGCCAUUAAAUUGUUUUAUUUCUCAAA
Messenger RNA from Chionomys nivalis (European snow vole), 1500 nucleotides. It is a transcript of the gene Tmem9, whose product is annotated as transmembrane protein 9. The record is from RefSeq and is a predicted model, not a curated record. Gene Ontology annotation, cellular component: lysosomal membrane. Lineage: Eukaryota; Metazoa; Chordata; Mammalia; Rodentia; Cricetidae. The transcript has 6 exons. Bases 128 to 679 code for a protein of 183 amino acids.